AUGGCACUUCCCCAGCAUUCCAACGGAGACGCGAUUGAGCCAACCGGAAUCAAAGUUGUAAUCGUUGGCGCAGGAUUCGGUGGAUUGACAGCUGCAAUCGAAAGUCAUCGCCAAGGACAUACCGUUGAGAUCUAUGAAUCGUUUCCGGAGCUCAAAGCACUCGGCGAUAUCAUCUCCUUUGGUCCGAAUGCAGGUCGGAUUUUUCGUCGCUGGUCCAAUGGAGUCAUCGCGGAUAGGCUGAGGCCUCUAAGUAUCGAUCUAAAGAACGAGGGCUUCAAAAUCCACAAGUGGACCGGUGAGCUUAUGCACACACAACCGCGUCGUGAUUACGAUCCUGAAGCCCCGGUUAUCAAUGGUCAUCGAGGUGAAUUGCACACGGUUAUCUUCAACUAUGCCAAGGACGACCUAGGAAUUCCUAUUCAUCUCGGUCAGAGAGCUGUUGAGUAUUUUGAGAAUGAAAAUCAUGCUGGGAUCGUUCUUGAAAACGGCAACAAGGUCACUGCAGAUCUCGUCAUAGGUGCAGACGGUGUACGCUCUAAAGCGCGAGAGCUAGUCCUGGGCUAUGUUGAUAACCCAAAGUCGAGUGGUUAUGCCAUUUUUCGGGCUUGGUUCUCAAACGAGGACAUGAUGCGCGAUCCACGAACCAGACAUUUUUGUGAAAAUGGCGAUACUUUCAAUGGAUGGAUUGGACCUGAUGUGCACUUUCUCUUCUCCACCAUCAAGAAUGGGCAGGACUGCUGUUGGGUUCUCACGCACAAGGAUGACGCUGAUAUCAAAGAAUCCUGGUCCCUCCCUGGUAAGCUCGAAGAUGUGUACAAGGUGAUUGAGGGAUGGGAUCCGAUCUGCAAGGCCAUUGUCGAGAAGACGCCGUCACUCGUCGACUGGAAACUAGUGUAUCGUGAUCCUCUGCCUCGCUGGGUAAGUGACCAUGGACGUAUUGCGUUGCUUGGAGAUUCGGCACAUCCUUUCCUCCCCACGUCCGUACAGGGGGCAACACAGGCAAUGGAAGAUGGGGUCGUACUAGCAGUGUGUUUGAAAGAAGGUGGAAAGAAGAAUGUCCCUGAUGCCGUGCGAGCUUAUCAAGACAUCCGGUACGAACGUGUGAAGGCUGUUCAGAAGACUGGAGAGACCACCCGUGAUAUGUGGCAUAAAGCGGACUGGGAUCAGGUUAAGAAGGAUCCAACAUUAAUUCAACUUCCCCAGGAAGACUGGAUCUUCCAAUUUGAUGCGGAAAACAAUGCGAGAGAAUCAUUCGGGUCGGCGUUGCAGAGGGUGCAAGUGAAUUAG
Molecule: messenger RNA, 1287 nt
Organism: Penicillium odoratum
Lineage: Eukaryota; Fungi; Ascomycota; Eurotiomycetes; Eurotiales; Aspergillaceae
Exons: 7
Coding region: 1-1287 (428 amino acids)
Biological process (GO): secondary metabolite biosynthetic process
Molecular function (GO): FAD binding; monooxygenase activity
Source: RefSeq, a predicted model, not a curated record